Vanrija pseudolonga is the source of this 3512-nucleotide messenger RNA. It is a transcript of the gene PMR1, whose product is annotated as Calcium-transporting ATPase 1. Gene Ontology annotation, biological process: intracellular calcium ion homeostasis; manganese ion transport; calcium ion transmembrane transport. The transcript has 6 exons. Gene Ontology annotation, molecular function: ATP hydrolysis activity; ATP binding; P-type calcium transporter activity. Bases 206 to 3418 code for a protein of 1070 amino acids. Gene Ontology annotation, cellular component: plasma membrane; endoplasmic reticulum; Golgi membrane. Lineage: Eukaryota; Fungi; Basidiomycota; Tremellomycetes; Trichosporonales; Trichosporonaceae. The record is from RefSeq and is a predicted model, not a curated record.
ACAAAGUCUUGUCUCGGCUCGACUCUCACCCUCUCCCGGAACCCAUCUCGCCCCUCACAGCGCUGCAAGCAGAGCGGUGCAUCCAUCGACCCGCGAACUACGCCGAGUCGACAACCACCACCUCGCCACGACGAUCCCCAUCGCGCCUCCACCCCCUCCACCACCUUCCAACUUUUGACACCACAGCCGCUCACUGGCCCGGCUGAUGGACAACAACCACUUCCGCCCCAAGACGCCAAACGGGACGUAUCGCCGCCACACGCCGACGCCAAAGGACAGCAGCAGCCCAGACGGAGACAUGGCCUCGGCGAGCAGCAACGCGUACGGGAACGCGCGCGCGGGACGCGAGGCGCGCCGCGCCGCAGUAGAAGAGUACGCCGCCGCCGCCGACGACUCGGACGGAGGCAUCCCCACCCUGAGCGCGGGGUACAUGUACUCUACGACGCUGCGGCGCGAGCGCCGCCGCUCGCGCAGCACGACGAGGGGCCAGCUCGACCUCGCCAACCCGUACGAGAGCCCGACGGCGCUCCACGGCCCGCGGGACGGCGCGAAUGUGUUCGAGCUGGCCGAGCCGGACCGCGGACUCGUCGCCAAGGCGGUGGACUUUGUGCGCAAGGUCACGGGAAAGCGCGACUAUGCCGAGGUUGCGCAGCACGAGGCGGCCGCCGAGGCGAGGAAACAGCAGGCGACGCCGAGCGCGAUUUACGCACACAAGAGUGUCGAGGACACGAUCAAAGAUUUCCACACCGAUGCCGUCAAGGGCCUUCCGAGCUCCGCGCUCCCCGGCCUGCUGUCGCAGUACGGCCCGAACGAGUUCGAGCUGCCGCCCGAGGAGUCGUUGGCCCUCAAGUUUGCCAAGCAGGUGUAUGAGAACCCUCUGAUUCUCCUGUUGCUCGGCAGCUCGCUCGUCUCGGCUCUUAUGGGCAACUAUGAUGACGCGUUCUGUGUGGUCAUUGCAGUUGCUAUCGUCUUGACUGUCGGCUUCGUCCAGGAGCAGCGAUCGGAAAAGUCGCUCGAGGCACUCAACAAGCUCGUCCCCCACUACUGCCAUUUGAUCAGGAACGGCCACGCCCACUCGCCCCUGGCCAACACUCUGCUCCCCGGCGACCUCGUCACCUUCUCCAUCGGCGACCGUAUCCCCGCCGACAUUCGUAUUAUCAAGGCCGUCCAGCUCGAGAUUGACGAGUCGGCCCUUACGGGCGAGACGCGCCCCGCGCGCAAGACCACUGAGCAGUGCGUUGCUGGCGAGGGAGAGGACACGCACGGCGAGGGCGGCGGCGUCGCGCUCAGCGAGCGCCACUGCAUGGCCUUUAUGGGUACUCUGGUUCGCAGUGGUCACGGCUCGGGUAUCGUUGUUGGCACUGGCAAGGACUCGGAGUUUGGUGUCGUCUUCGCCAUGAUGCAGGACGUCGAGGAGAAGCGCACCCCUCUGCAGUUAUCCAUGGACGAGCUCGCCAAGCAGCUCUCCAUCUUCUCGUUUGGUGUCAUCGGCCUCAUCGUUCUCAUCGGCGUCAUUCAGUCUCGCUCCUGGAUUGAGAUGUUCACCAUUGGAGUGUCCCUUGCCGUUGCGGCCAUUCCUGAGGGCCUGCCUAUCGUCACCACUGUGACGCUCGCCCUCGGUGUUCUCCGUAUGUCCAAGCGCAAGGCUAUCGUCAAGAAGCUUCCCUCCGUUGAGGCCCUCGGCAGUGUCAGCGUCGUCUGCUCUGACAAGACCGGCACGCUCACAAAGAACGAGAUGACCGUCACCCACGUGUACACUGUCGACGAGCUCCUGGACCUCAACCCCCAGCUCGAGUCCCUCGGCCGCCUCGGUCCCCGCCACCCCGACGUCGCCGCCUUCCAGCCAUCGCCCGCGUUGAAGAAGACGGCCCAGAUCGGCAGCAUCUGCAACAACUCGUUCCGCAAUGAGCAGGGUAUCAACGUCGGCAACGCUACCGAAGUCGCGCUUAUCAACCUCCUCCCUGUCCUCAGCCAGGAGGAUGAGCGCAAGAACUUCGUCCGCAAGAACGAGGUCCCCUUCAGCUCGGAGACCAAGACCAUGUUCGUCACUGGUUCGUUGGACGGCGGCGCCGACAUGGUUUAUAUGAAGGGUGCCAUCGAGUCCGUCCUCGCCCGCUGCAAGUUCUACUACGUCAACGACUCUUCGACCCCCACCCUGGAUGCCGCUAUGCGCAAGACGAUCGCCGACCGUGCACUCGAGGCUGCCAACAAGUCUCUGCGUGUCAUCGGUAUGGCGUACGGCUUUGCCAAGGGCGGCGACGAGGACAACCUCAUCUUCACCGGCUUCCAGGCCAUGCUCGACCCUCCCCGCCGCGGCAUUGCGCCUGCUAUCAAGGCGCUUCACGCAGCUGGUGUCCAGGUCGUCAUGAUCACUGGUGACUCGGAGCCCACCGCCCUCGCUAUUGCUCGUGACAUUGGUAUGAAGGUCACCCCCAGCACACCCGACGGCACCAACACGAGCUGCAUGCUCGGCUCGCAGAUUGACCAGCUGAGCGAGCGUGAGCUCAUUGAGCGUGUUCCUGGCGUCACCGUCUACGCUCGUACUACCCCCAGGCACAAGAUGGCUAUUGUCAAGGCAUGGCAGAUGCGCGGCGGCGUCGUCGCCAUGACGGGAGACGGUGUCAACGACUCGCCCGCGCUCAAGAUGGCCGAUAUCGGCGUGAGCAUGGGCCGCAGCGGUACCGAUGUGGCCAAGGAGGCUGCCGACGUCAUUCUCGUCGACGACGACUUUAGCUCCAUCCUCCCGGCUGUCGAGGAGGGCCGCUCCAUCUUCUACAACAUCCAGAACUUCCUGUCCUUCCAGCUGUCGACCGCCGUGGCCGCCUUGGCGCUCAUCACGCUCUCGACUUUCCUCCACCUGGCGAACCCGCUCAACGCGAUGCAGAUCCUCUUCAUCAACAUCCUCAUGGACGGCCCGCCCGCGCAGGCGCUCGGCGUCGACCCGUCCCGCCGCGAGGUUAUGCGCCAACGCCCCCGUCGCAAGGACCAGAGCGUGCUCAACCGCACCGUGUUCAUCCGCGUCGGCUUCUCGGCCGCCAUGAUCAUUCUCGGCACGCUCUUCAUCUACGCCCGCGAGCUGCAGGACGGCAGCAUGUCGCGCCGCGACCAGACCAUGACGUUCACUGGGUUCGUCUUCCUUGACCUCGUGUCGGCCAUCCAGAACCGCGGCAUCACAACCCCCAUCCUCCGGAACCGCAUGCUCUUCCUUGCCGUCUCGAUAUCCUUCUUCUGCCAGCUCGGCCUCGUCUACGUCCCCCUCCUCCAGCACAUCUUCCAGACCGAGGCCCUGAGCUUCCGCGACCUCUUCACCCUCCUCGCCAUUGCCGGAACAAGUUUCGCCGCGCACGAGGGCAGACGAUGGUACGAGCGCAAACAGGCGCGCGACGUCGUCGAGCAGCACGGCUAUGGCAUGGCGUAAGCAGGUGGUGGGAGGCGAAGAAUAGACUAGACCAGGCGCAAUCGAUGCGCUGCAGAAAAUGCUCAUCUCAAUGCAUAACGAAAACUUGAAUGGA